CUCUAGGGAAAUAACGCUAAAGUUGAAGGGGCAGUUGAUAAAUAAGAAAAACUAAAACCCUAAUCGCAGUCGGCGAGAUAUAAAGCCGAGUGAUAGAAGUUAGCAAGGCCAUUUGACAGCCACUGGUAAUACAAUCCGGUAGCAUCUCUCAGCGUAUACUCUGAUCAAAUAAUAUAAAACCCUCGAAGCCAUGUCGAAGAAGAAGACAAGAGAGCCAAAGGAAGAAAAUGUCACCCUUGGUCCUGCUAUAAGAGAAGGAGAACAUGUUUUUGGAGUGGCCCAUAUUUAUGCUUCUUUUAACGACACUUUCAUUCAUGUCACUGAUUUGUCCGGUAGAGAAACUAUGGUUCGCAUUACUGGUGGAAUGAAAGUUAAAGCUGACAGGGAUGAAUCUUCACCAUAUGCUGCCAUGCUUGCGGCACAGGAUGUUACUCAGAGAUGCAAGGAACUUGGAAUUACUGCUCUUCAUAUUAAGCUCCGUGCUACAGGAGGGAACAAAACCAAAACACCUGGUCCUGGUGCCCAGUCAGCCCUAAGGGCACUUGCUCGUUCUGGAAUGAAAAUUGGUCGCAUUGAGGACGUGACACCAAUUCCUACUGACAGCACUCGCAGAAAGGGUGGUAGAAGGGGAAGAAGGCUGUAAAAUGUUUUCAAACUAUUCCAGUUUGUGGGUAUUGGUGCUUCGAUAGUCGCAUUCACUACCAUUUUAGGUCUGCCUGGAUCUGGAUUUUUGAAGUUUGCGCCAUUUUUGUAGUUUUUUUCUCUGGUUUAAUCUACCUGGAAUUGAUAUUUAAGCUUUUGUAGAAACAUAAUGAUACGUUAGUAUGAAUUUUCUUUCAGGUGAUGUUCAGAAUCACAAUAUUAUGAUCUUCAGUUGUCGGUA
Molecule: messenger RNA, 883 nt
Organism: Ricinus communis (castor bean)
Lineage: Eukaryota; Viridiplantae; Streptophyta; Magnoliopsida; Malpighiales; Euphorbiaceae
Product: 40S ribosomal protein S14-3
Exons: 6
Coding region: 191-643 (150 amino acids)
Biological process (GO): maturation of SSU-rRNA from tricistronic rRNA transcript (SSU-rRNA, 5.8S rRNA, LSU-rRNA); translation; ribosomal small subunit assembly
Cellular component (GO): cytosolic small ribosomal subunit; ribosome
Molecular function (GO): structural constituent of ribosome; small ribosomal subunit rRNA binding; mRNA 5'-UTR binding
Source: RefSeq, a predicted model, not a curated record